AGAAAAUACAUUUUGGUUCACUAACUGAUCCCAGCUUCUCGUUAGGCCACAGAGCCGGACCAUUAAGUCCACAUUUUUAUAUUUUAUUGAUAGACUAGGAUGAAAGUCCUCAAAUUUGGUUUAAAGGGGCAAAUCCGAGGCCCAUUUGAGCCUCUUUUGUUAACUAUAUUGAAGAACGCUUUAAAAAGAGAGAGCAGUUUGUGACCCGCAGGACAGUUAGCUUAGCUAGCUAGCUAACUAGCUAACGUUACGCUAGCUGAAAUAACGCGGUACUGACGUAACAGCUAGCUUAACGGUUCAUUGAUAUUUUAAUAAUUUCUCGACACCAUAUUGAAUGGUACUGUAUUUAACUUCGUCGAAUGGAUCUUUGUGAAGAUGGACAGCUUCAAAGUCGAUCCAGAGAUACAAAUCCCGGUGAAACGGGGCGUGGUGUGGUUCUCCGGGCGGGCAGCGACGAUGCCGUGACCGGCGACCCCAGAGCACUGCGCAACCUGACGGCCCUGGAGAAGACCUGCAGGGUGUCCCCUUACUUUGGCAGAGUCCAGACAGACAUCCAGCCAUACAUGAGGAGGAUACUGGCGGUGUGGAUGUUCCAGGUGUGCGAGGAGCAGAAAUGUGAGGAGGAGGUGUUUCCGCUGGCGGCGUAUUACCUGGACUGUUACCUGAGCCGUUCUGCCAUUGAAAAGUCCAACCUGCAGCUUUUAGGGGCUGCUUGCAUGUUCCUGGCCUCCAAAAUGAGAGAGACUGUCCCCCUGACUGCCAGCAAGCUUUGUAUCUACACAGACAACUCCAUUUCAGUCUCAGACAUACUGCAGUGGGAGGUGGCAGUGGUGUCCAGGUUAGACUGGUGUCUGGCCUCUGUGUUACCCUCUGACUACCUGGAGCCAAUUCUUCACACUCUCCACUUUGUUCGGCCUCACCUUCAAACCAUCCGCAGGCAUGUUCACUCCUACAUUGCUCUGGCAGCCACUGACUACAGGUUUUCAGUGUUCUUGCCCUCCACUGUUGCAUGUGCCUGUGUGAGCAUUGCCACGCAGAGACUAAACAUAGUGGACGCUGCUGUCGCCUCUGAUUCGGUCAUGGAGUUUUUGGCCAACCUUUUGGCCAUUGAUCUGAGCUCAGUCCUCCUCUGCUAUGACCAGCUGGGGAGUGUGCUGGAGCUCAGCCUGCCCUCUGGUUUCAAGGCUAGUGUUUACAGAUCAGGAGCACACAGCUCAGAGAUCAGCUACACCCCUGCUGACAUUCAGGAUGUUGUAUUGACACCGGUGACAUCAAGCUAAAACACUCCACCCUGCCAUGAAUGGCUACAAUGAACUGUGAAUCUACAGCCAUGAAACAGAACAAGAAGCCUAAAUUCCAGGGGAAAUGUGUCUAAAUGCCAUUUCUCCUUUAUCUUAAUUGUUCCUUUGCAUGUUGGUUGUUUUCAGGUCCCUCUGCGACAUGUGUGGAGCUACUACAGUUUGAGAAAUGAUUGAGAUUUGUUUUAAAUGUUCAUCCUGUUGCUGCUCGUUUUAAAGGAUUUUGCAAUUGCUAAAGCAGCUUUGAAAGAAUAUGAUUCUGAUUGUACCUUUGAUUAAUAUUUAGGGCCACAAUAACUUUUUUGUGAUACUGACAGUUGAAUUGCACUGAAUCCUAAUAGCAAUGUUUGCACAUUUUAAAUGUAAUAUCUUAAAUGUAAUGAAUAUUAGCUUUAUAUCUGGACAGUUCUGAUAAGUUUGAAUAGAAGUUUAUGCAUGGUUUUAACAUAAUACUAAAUUCCCUUGUGGCUAUUAAUCAAUCCUGUUAAAUUACGACAAAACAUUUGUAUGUAGGUCACUAACAACAUGAGCCAGCACUUGA
This is a messenger RNA of Siniperca chuatsi (mandarin fish), 1839 nucleotides long. It is a transcript of the gene ccnd3, whose product is annotated as cyclin D3. NCBI's taxonomy places the organism in Eukaryota, Metazoa, Chordata, Actinopteri, Centrarchiformes, Sinipercidae. Gene Ontology annotation, cellular component: cyclin-dependent protein kinase holoenzyme complex; cytoplasm; nucleus. The transcript has 5 exons. The record is from RefSeq and is a predicted model, not a curated record. Bases 360 to 1280 code for a protein of 306 amino acids. Gene Ontology annotation, molecular function: cyclin-dependent protein serine/threonine kinase regulator activity. Gene Ontology annotation, biological process: positive regulation of G1/S transition of mitotic cell cycle; mitotic cell cycle phase transition; regulation of cyclin-dependent protein serine/threonine kinase activity.